Molecule: messenger RNA, 1632 nt
Organism: Fusarium coffeatum
Lineage: Eukaryota; Fungi; Ascomycota; Sordariomycetes; Hypocreales; Nectriaceae
Exons: 3
Coding region: 1-1632 (543 amino acids)
Molecular function (GO): flavin adenine dinucleotide binding; saccharopine oxidase activity; sarcosine oxidase activity
Source: RefSeq, a predicted model, not a curated record
AUGAGUGUCGCCAAAAGUGAACCUAUCCUCAUCGUCGGGGGUGGCGCGUUCGGUCUUUCGACUGUCGUUCAUCUGCUCAAGGCGGGUUACAAAGAUAUCACUGUGCUUGACAAAGACGAUGAGAUCCCUUCUCGAUGGUCUGCUGCCAAUGACCUUAACAAGAUUGUCAGGGCUGAAUACGAAGACCCAUUGUACCAAGACCUUACUGUGAAAGCCAUAAAAGCCUGGCAAACGCCUUUCUUUGCUCCCCAUUUCCACCAAGUCGGUUUCCUCCACUGUGUUUCUGGAAACGCACCGAAAGAGGCUCACGACACCCUCAACCGCUUCCGUACCGCUGCUGAGCGAGAUCCUCGUCUCAAGCCGCACUUGAGCCCUCUUAACUCACAAAAGGAUAUCGCAGACGCAGCAUGGCAAUAUAAUGAAAGCUCGUUCCCUGGCUGGACCGGCUACUUCAACAGAUUUGAUGGAUACGCAAACUCUGGUUCAGCAUUGCGCUCUAUCUACCAGGCUACCAAAGCACAGGGCGUGAAGUUCAUCCUCGGUACUGCUGGCGCUAUAUCCGAGAUCGUCUAUGAGAACACAUCUUCCGGACGGACGACGAAAGGUGUCAAGACUAUAGGUGGCCUGUUCUACCCUUCGAAGUUCGUCAUCAUAUCAGUCGGUGCAGCGGGCGCUAAACUUGUACCCGAGAUCGGAAAGCAACUCGUGGCGAAAUCUUGGUCUGUCGCCCAUCUUCACCUGACUGACGAUGAGGCGGCUGCGCUACGCGGUAUCCCAGUAACCUAUGCUCGUGACCUGGGUUUCUUCUUCGAGCCUGAUCCGAAGACCAACCUGUUGAAGCUUUGCCCUAUGGGUGGAGGCUUCAUCAACACUGAUCCCAACACGGGGGUAUCCCAUGCCCCUACAGAUCUCAAACAAAGCGCCUUUCUGCCUGAGGCUGAUGAUAAACAACUUCGUGAGCUUGUACGACAGACUCUUCCGCAAUUCGCCGACCGACCAUUUGUUAAGAAGACCCUUUGUUGGUUCGCCGACACUGUAGGGUCGGACUUUAUCAUCGACUACGUGCCCGACACAUCGUCCUCGGUGCUCUUCUUAUCUGGCGAUAGCGGCCACGGGUUCAAGUUCUUCCCCAUCUUCGGGGAAUGGGUGAAGGAUCUUCUAGAGUCGGAUAAGGGAGAGCAGCCGGUUGCGAGAUGGAGGUGGAAGAACCCAAAGACAGAUGAGAAGCAAGGUGAUUGGGGUGGUACUAUAAUGCAUGAUAUUGCGUCCUUCAACCGGUUCCCUGGUGCAGCAAAGGACCUCAUAGCGGUGCUGACUGACCUGCAUGAAGAGGAGCAUUGGCAAGUUGACACCAUGAGCAAAGCCCUCGACCGCAUUGAGAAUGGUUUCAUCGCCAUCCAGAAGAACAUCGCCCCCAAUCUCGCUGAUCAUGUUGCUGAGCAAACUCGGGUGUACCUCGAUGAUGAUUUCAAUAUGAGUCCCGUCGUGGCGGACGAUAUCGGCGAGUCUCUCCUCUAUCAACGAUUGUCGGAGGGGACUCCUCCAUCGGCAAGCAUUAGCUACCCUGAUUGGUUCUACUUAUCCUGUAUCUAUGGACCUGGGAACUGCAAGCUUGAGCCAUUCCGAGUUUAG